Messenger RNA from Talpa occidentalis (Iberian mole), 249 nucleotides. Its product is annotated as 26S proteasome complex subunit SEM1-like. Lineage: Eukaryota; Metazoa; Chordata; Mammalia; Eulipotyphla; Talpidae. Bases 1 to 249 code for a protein of 82 amino acids. The record is from RefSeq and is a predicted model, not a curated record. Gene Ontology annotation, cellular component: proteasome regulatory particle, lid subcomplex; proteasome complex. Gene Ontology annotation, biological process: double-strand break repair via homologous recombination; proteasome assembly; mRNA export from nucleus. The transcript has 2 exons.
AUGCUUCAGAUAGGAAAUACCUUCUUCUACCUUACCCUUGAUGAUUCAGGCUAUGUAGAAACCUGUUUUAGGUUUGUGAUCUCAGAGAGAAAAGAGCUGGUAGAUUUGGGCUUCCUGAAGGAAGAUGACCAGUUCAAGGACUUCCCUGCAGAUGACUGGGCUGGUUUAGAUGAAAAUGAAGAUGCACCUGUCUGGGGGGAUAAUUGGGAUGAUGACAGGGUAGAAAAUAACUUUUCCAAUCAGUUAUAA